Messenger RNA from Dreissena polymorpha, 5592 nucleotides. RefSeq lists its product as uncharacterized. The coding region runs from base 1 to 1143 and encodes 380 amino acids. The transcript has 11 exons. NCBI's taxonomy places the organism in Eukaryota, Metazoa, Mollusca, Bivalvia, Myida, Dreissenidae. The record is from RefSeq and is a predicted model, not a curated record.
AUGUUUGUUGUAUUUGAGACAAACAAAUGGUGGUGGACCAUAGAAAAACACUCUGAUGUUAUAACAAUUCAGCGCAGCCGUAUAGCGACGAACGUCAAAGAAGUUUGCAAACAAAAAAGUCGCAUUAAAGGCCAUCGUCGUAUGUUUAGAGGUCGUGGCACUUGUAGCGUAAAUGAACUUCUUGACUGGUUGCAUGGCCAGCUUAACAAAAAGUACAAUUUUAUGAGACGCAAUUGUCAACAUUUUGCAACCGAUGUUUUCAUGAAAUUAACGGAUACAUGGCGGGGAUCGACGGAAAUCAAAGAGUUUUUUGCAAUACUCGUUAAUCGAAGUGAGGAAACUUUAGACUCCAUUUCAUCGUUCUCUUCAAAAUCCGGCAGCGAAUUUCAGUCCACAACCUACGCCGACCUUCGAACCGGAACAGGCUUUCAUCCGGAAGCUUCAAGUACCCCGGUCCCAAACGACGAAGAUACUCAUGAUACUCAUGAUGAGCAUGAUGAUAUGGGGUUACUAAACCUCAACGAAAUAGUGCGGGAAAUUUCAGAGGAAAGCGAGACACCCGGUUUAGAUGGAAUAGACGUAGCUUUGACGAGUCUUUAUCUGGAAGAUGCAAGUACACCGGUCCCAAACGACGAACAUGAUACUCACGAUGAGCAUGAUGAUAUGGGGUUACUGAACCUCAACGAAAUAGUGCAAGAAACUGCCGUGGAAAGCGAGACAGUCGGUUUAGACAGACUAGACGUAACUAUGACGAGUUUUUAUCUGGAAGAUGCAAGUACACCGGUCCCAAACGACGAACAUGAUACUCAUGAUGAGCGUGUGUUGGGGUCACUGAACCUCAUCGAAAUUGAGCAGAAAACUACCGAGGACAUUGAGGAGUACUUUUGUGACGAAGAUGAAACCACUGGAGAUGUUCAAAGUAUUCCUGCUCGUGCAGAUGAGCGUACUGAACAAUUGCGGGAGCUGAUGAUGAUGGUAACACGGUCCCAUUUGACAAGCAUGCUGAGGAGGGGUCCGAGGGAUAUAUCCCGGAUACCCCGAUUCUCUACACACGAGUGCAAUUCGAAUCAAGUGGAUCAAAAGAGGCAAGAAGUGCAAGAGGAGGAAAAGCAAAAUUCAAUGAGUCAGCUGCUAAAAAUGUAGCUUAAUUAUGUUUUUCUGCUUAAUACGACCAUAUCGUCAUUGUGUUAAGCCUUUCACAAUUACCUUUUCAAACUGUUUCUAAUCUGUUUAUCAACAACAUUCAAACUUAACGUUUAAAAACCUCUUGUUUGAUCACUUAAUGGAACAAUCUUGGAAUAACUUUGCAAUUAUUUCAAAAGUGUGUUUAUCAAAUAUAUCUAAACAUCUUUAGUGAUUGACUUUUCUGUUUAACCUUUUUUAAACUGCAUUUCAUUUGCCAACUUUUAACAUAAACUUGUGUCUAUAAUAUAUUUCUUAUAUAUGUACCAUUUAUCAUUAUUUUUUCUUUCACAAUCAGUUUCUGUCUGCAUUUAAUUGACGUUUUACUUAUACAUUUAUGUUGCUAGUAGUAUAUUGUACGUAGCUUUACUUUCAUGUGUGUAGAAAUCGCGUUCUUUGUUUUUGUUGUACUCUCAUCUUAGAAUAGAAAUGUUUAAUUACACAUCUGUUAUACUCUACGUUUUAAUGAAACCCAUUAUAUUACAACAACAUUUUUUAAGUUAAGAUAUCAUAGACCUUGACAAAAUAAUUUAUACGACAUGCGGAUUAAGGCCCCCCCCCCCCCCAUCGUGUCCUUUAGAAUGUUAGGGCUUUAUAUAUGGGAAUAAAUAACAGAAUAAAAAAUGUCACACAUUUAUGAUGUAAAUAACUGCAAAAAUGUUUUGGUAAAAUGUUACUUUUUAGCGUAACAGAAUGUAUGCUGGAACACAAAUUAUCAAUAUUGUCAUAUUAAAAGGUCGCAAUUGCGUUACAAAGGGUUAUUAUUUUACUUAAUGAAAUGAUAAAAGUUUUAACACUCAUGAAUUAAAAAAAAUUAUUUAAAUGAAACCAUUUGCUAUUGGGCGUAUCUGACUUUGUGUUCCAGCUAUCUUUUACUUGUAAAUUAGAUAGUUUUUAAAAUAUAUUCUUAGUUUAUAUAAUUUUAUGUGUACUUUUUGUGUAUUUUCAUUCAAAUGGAUAAUUUUGAAAUGACAUGAAUUGUGAAAUAUUAUAUAUCAAAAUAAUAUUUCAGCACUGAAGCAAUACAAAGCUUUAUUAUAUGAUUUAAUGACUAGAAUACUUAUAUUUGUUGUGUGUAUAUAUCAUUUAACGAUGAAAAACACAAUGGCAUGUAAUAGGUGUUCUAGGACGACGUAAUAAACACAUACAUGAUAUUUGAUACUUUUGCAUUAUUUUGCACGUCUUUUGUAUCAAAUGCUACUAAGUUGAAACGUAUGAUGCAAACAUAGAAACCAAAAAUGUAAAUUUAUUUGCCAUUUUAUAAGACAAAAUCACUGCAUAAAAUUAGAAAAUAAAUUUCUGGCAAAUCACAUGCUGGGAUAUAAAAACGCAUCCAACAGAAUGGAAGUAAACGUGUGUCUUUUAUAUGUUGCACUAUGAAAAAACAAAAAAGGACCAUUUUUAUUUUCAAUAUGUCAGUGUUAUAUAUAUACCUUUUUUAUUUGAUAUGUAGUAUAAUAUAAACAAAUAUUAAAAAAAAUAUCCAUCUAAGCUCAAUAACAACCAGUAUAUCAUCAACAAUAAAUUGUGUUUAUUAGCGUCUUAUGUAUUUUAAUCGAAUGACACCAUAUUUAUUUUGGAACAAAAAUAAUUGUUAAAGGAUGUUUAUGAAAGAAUGUUGUUAUUUAUUACAUAUAUAAUUUUAUUUGGAGAUUUUAAAUGAAAUAAUAUAUCCCUUCUUUAUUAAAUGAUAUAUAAGCAGAAUAUUAUUACCAGAAAGAAACUUGAAAUGUAAUUUUGUAUAAUAAUUUAUAAUUGAUUUUUUUAUGAUAAAUAACAUCAUAAACAAGUUUAUCCUGGUAUGAUGUAUGUUGGGAUAUCAAAACUAAUCGAAAUUAUCGUAAAUUAACAGGUUUCUUUUCUUUGUAAAACGUUGUUACGACACAACGUACCCUUGGUAUCGUAAAUAAUUAUUUAGUCUUGUGUAUUGUAGAUUUGGUCACUUUUAAAGAUUAUCCAUUUUAGUAUUUCUGUCUGUGCAUGAUAUUGUUAGCAUAACUUAUGUUACAUUUAUGUUAGCACACGUAUAACUUAUAAAAUUAUAUCAUUGAGUAUACUAAUCAAUAAGUUGAAUGGAUCAAACACAGCAUAAUUUUGUAACACCAGUCUCUUUUACAAAACAUUAAGACGUUAUAGUUUUUGUUUUUAUUAUUUUCCACAAAAUAUUCACUUUUGUUUUUAAAAAAUAAUCUUAGAAAUAUAAACUUAGUUAAUAUAAGUUUAAAUAGAUUGCAUUUGCUGUACUGUUUCAUUUACUGAAUAGUCAUUUAUCCUUGAUUUGGCAUGCAUUUUACAAAGAUAUAUAUCUAAACAACAUUUGAACACUGAUGUAAUUCUUAACAUGGGUGAUACUGGCCAUGAUAUUUUGUGUGUACUUAGCCUUUUGAAAGUGUAAUCUCCAUGUAUUGUUAUAAUUGCAUCUAAAUACAAUCAGCAGAGUUAUAGACAGGAUGAGACCGGGCUUUAAAACAGAAGAGAGAAUGAUGUAAGUAACAACACAUAUAAUUAAAAAUUAUGCAUGCAAUUGUAUAUAUUAUAUAUGAACUGUAUUAAAUACGUAGAAUUAAGUGGAAAUAGGGAAACUGCAAAUUAAAAACAUGUUUGAUAAUUUUUAAACACAUACACUUGUUAAUUUUGCGAAAUUAGGUACAUGCUUUUAAAAACGAAUCAACGUUUGUUUUAUUAGACGUUUGUCUUUUUUGUCUGUAGCACUUGAUUUUUAACACCAAAAUGUAAAUGUACCAUUUUAUUGGCAUUUCAUGCAACUGAUAACUUUAUAUUGCUUGUUAUAAACUAAUCAAAUAUAAAUCAUAAAGAUUAAUUUUCUUAGAUCGGGUUAUGCAUGAUUAUCAUAACAUAUGUAUGUUGGAACACAAAUAACUGGUCAAAAUUAUCAAUAAGUUGCAUUUACAUAACAAGGAAUUAUGAUCUAACACAAUUGUAUUUGGUAAUAUACUAUGAAAUUAUAGUUAUCUGCUAUCAUACUUUUGUGUUUUGUUUUCCAACAAACAUAAACAUAUGUAAAUAUAUCAAAGAAUGUGUGGAUUGUAUCUAAAACAAAAUAAGCAGGCCAUGAUUUUUGUGUGUAAUUAACCUAUUGAAAGUGUAAUCUCCAUGUAAUGUUAUGAUUGUAUCUAUAAAAAAGCAUAGUUAUAUACAGGGUGAGAACGGGCUUUUAAGCAGAAGAGAAAAUGAUGUUAGUUUCAACACAUGUAAUUGAAAAUUGUGCAUGCAACUGUAUAUAUUGUGUAUGAACUAUUAUGAAUUAGUCGAAUUAAGUGGCAAUAGGAAAAGGGCAAAUAAAAACAUGUUUGAAACUUUUGAAACACAAACAAUCUUUAAUUGUGUGAGAUUAAAUACAUGCUUAUCAAAACGAAUCCACUUUUUGGAAUUAGACGUACGUCUUUUGUCUGUAGCACUUGUUUUACACCAAAAUGUACCAUUUUUAUUGGCAAAUAAUUAAUGUAACUGAUAACUUUAUACUGCGUGUUAUAUAUUAAUCAAAUAAAAAGCAUAAAGAUUAAUUUUAUAAGAUCGGGUUAUGCAUGAUUAUCAUAACAUAUGUAUGUUGGAACACAAAUAACUGGUCAAAAUUAUUAAGGUAAUCAAUUAGUUGUAUCAACAUAAAAAUAAUUAUGAUCUAAUACAAAAUGACUUAGCAAUACAUUUUGAAGUUAUAGUUAUCUACUAUCAUACCUUUGUGUUUUGUUUUCCAACAAACAUAAACAUAUGUAAAUAUAUCAAAGAAUGUGUGGAUUGUAUCUGAAACAAAAUAAGCAGACUCACUUUAUUGAGCUUGAAUGUAAAGCUGAAGGGGGAAAGGUGUAGUAGAAAUACAAUGACAAAAUACAAAACCUUAUUGUUGAAUUAGGAUCAAAUAUUACUUAUGUUAUUAUUAAUUUUAGCCAAAAUGUUAAAUAUAAAAGUAACACGAAAGAACGAAAUAUAGGAUUUAAUACUCUUUUUGCUAUUAUUAACUUUGACUAAAAUGUUAAGUAUAAAAGUAACGACAGAACGAACAUAUUAAAUGUUUACAUGUAGCAAUAAUUAAUUGCUUUGGUCUAUAUAUAAAGAUAUUUAGUUUAUUUAUCAUAUUCUCCAUGUGGGAUUUUUAUUAAAAGUUAGUAUCUUUUUGAAGAUAUGCAAAAGGCAUGAGUUUAUCACGCUGGUUGUAGUGGUCAAAGUUAUCAGAGCGGGUGUUAACGCUGUCUCUUGAACAAAUAGGUUUUAUUGUGUUUGUGGUGCCUUUCUUCAAUAUUGAAAUGAUUAACUGAAACAAUGUAAUUGUUAAAGCAUUGAAUGGCGAUAUGUUUAUGUAACUUUAGCAUGCAAAAGUACAUGAUAUUGAGCAAAUAUUACAAUAUUAUCUGUAAUGAUAACAUUUUAGAAAAUAAAAUGAGCUGCUUAAAA